Prorocentrum cordatum is the source of this 1188-nucleotide messenger RNA. NCBI's taxonomy places the organism in Eukaryota, Dinophyceae, Prorocentrales, Prorocentraceae. The record is from the annotation of a GenBank genome assembly.
AAGCUUCGCGACGAGCUGAUGCACUACAAGUCCAAGGGCAGUGAGCACGCCACCACUGCGAACACGCGUGCUGAUACAUUGGAAACUUGCGCGGCACUUGACAAGGCUGAUCUCAUCAACGUUGCUUCCGAUGCAGUAUCUGCCUCGUGUUUAUUCGGUAAGCAAGGCCCCCUGUGGAAGGCGCUUAUGCGCCCUGGUUGCAUGGACGCGGCCUUUAAGCAUAACAAGGUGGUGCUGCAGAACCUCGUUGACUUGAUGGUUGAUGGGGGCCUCCCGCACCGCUUUGACGGCGACGAGCGGUCCGCAGACAAGGUGAUCAGCGAAGCCGUCGCGCUCGCGAAGCAGCUGUACCCGCUCGACGACACCGUGCAGAUCAUGUCCCAGAAGAUGGAAGGCGUUGUUGCGUCGACCAACACGCAGCAUCGCAUUGACCUGCUCAGUGCUGCCAUUGAAGCGAUCAUCGCGGCAGAGGGCGAAGGCGCAGUUGACGCGGCAUCCAUCCAGGCGUUCGGCACCGCCAGCGAGGCCAUGUGCGGCGUGAAGUUGCCCGACGGUCUCUUCAUCAAGUUGAGUCGGGCGAUCGGGCGGCUCUUGGAGACAUCUGUGCAUGUCUACACCAACGGUGGCGACUUCGACGCGGAGGUUGCCGCCCAGGCGCUCGCAUCCAUGUCGAAGAUCAUCAGCUGCGAGACCACAUCGAAGAACGUGAAGUCACUCUGCGGUGUCCUGAACGCAGUCGACGGCAUGUGGAAGAGCUACGCGACCCUCGUGGCCACCGCGCCCAACGUCGAGGCCGUCGCGGACGCCUGCGACAUGGAGGCUGUCGCAAAGCUUGCCAGGGCUUGCGUCGGGAAGGUCGCGGCUUGCACGAAGUCGCUCGAGAUCGCGAGGCCCAUUUUCGACUACUUCGAAUGCGCCGCCGAGCUCAAGGCAUCCGAGGACACAUUCGGCAUCGUGAAGAAGUUCGUGCAGGACCUUUCGACCGCUGUUGCCAAGAAGAUGGCCAGCGACUUGGAGGCGGCGGUGAAGGCCGUCGAGGCGACGGCGAAGGGCGGCAAGGACGGGGCCAGCUGGCACGACGGCGUGGCCAACGCGCUCGAGGAGGUGCUGAAGCGCGGCGAGGCGGCGCUGUCGAAGGACGCCUGGCCCGUGGUCGCCAAGAUAGCCGCCGAGGACGAGCCCAUCAAG